UCAUACACAGCCAUUAAAACGUCACGUCCGUAUCCGGGUGUAUAUUUCUGUGUUUUUAUGAUCCUAACUUGACUUUGGACCCGAAUUCUGGUGACGACAUGAUCUCUCACAGUCACAGGUCUUACCCCGACAGGAGGAGAAUGGCCACCAUGCCGGGUGAUGGGAAGGAAUCGGAGCUGACUGAGAGGAUAGAAACUUUCAUGGGGCAACUCAGACAAAGACAAACCCCAGGUUCCUACAAUGUAGCCUACACCACGCUGGACAUCCUACGCAGGGUCGUGUCACAGACCAGAUGGCAGACUGCAAAGGACCUGAUGGUGAUAGUGAAGAGAGAAGGCAGGAGACUGGUCAGUGCACAGCCUUCUGAGACGGUGGUCGGAAACAUGAUCAGGAGAGUGUUGAAGAUCAUCAGAGAAGAAUAUGCCAGAUUACGAGGCCAGAAUGAGGAAGGUGACCAGGAAUCUCUACAUAAACUGUUGGUGGCAGGAGUAGAAGAUGAUGACUACAGUCUAAGUCUACAUGGACUCAAGCCUGCAGUCAUAGAAGCCAUCAAUGAGAUGAUGACUGAACUGGAGAGCAGUGCAGACAACAUCGCCAUGCAGGCUCUAGAACACAUCCACUCUAAUGAGAUUAUCAUGACUGUGGGACGGUCACGGACAGUCGAGUCUUUCCUAAAGAGUGCUGCAAGAAAAAGAAAGUUCCAAGUGAUUGUUGCAGAAGGAGCUCCUUUCUACCAGGGUCAGGUCCUGGCUAAGAACCUAGCUGAGAAGGGGAUUGAGACAGUCGUGAUCACAGACUCCGCUGUGUUCGCUAUGAUGUCACGGGUCAACAAGGUCAUCAUCGGAACUCAUACAGUCAUGGCUAAUGGGGGGUUGAAGGCCAUUAACGGCAGCCACGGAAUCGCUCUGGCUGCGAAGCACCAUUCAGUGCCUGUUAUUGUCUGUGCGUCCCUGUUCAAGUUGUCACCACAGUUCCUGGUGUCAUCAGACCAGGCUGCUUUCAACAGAUUUGUGUCUCCAGAAGAAGUCUUGAGUUUUUCUGAAGGAGACCUGGUGUCGAAGGUCCACAUCCCCAACCCUGUGUUUGACUACGUCCCUCCAGAACUGGUCACACUCUUCAUCUCUAACAUAGGUGGCAACGCCCCUUCCUAUGUGUACCGACUGCUGAGUGAGCUUUAUCAUCCAGAUGACCAUGAUCUGUAGCACGUUAUACACACUCGUUUUCCUUCCCUCGUCGAGAAAGACUAUAUAUGUAUGAUAUUGUGAUCUUUGGGUGUCAGUGACUACCUUUAGCACAAAGGAAAUGCUGAAU
Branchiostoma belcheri (Belcher's lancelet) is the source of this 1311-nucleotide messenger RNA. RefSeq names its product translation initiation factor eIF-2B subunit beta-like. The record is from RefSeq and is a predicted model, not a curated record. The coding region runs from base 99 to 1202 and encodes 367 amino acids. Gene Ontology annotation, molecular function: guanyl-nucleotide exchange factor activity; translation initiation factor activity. NCBI's taxonomy places the organism in Eukaryota, Metazoa, Chordata, Leptocardii, Amphioxiformes, Branchiostomatidae. The transcript is spliced from 16 exons. Gene Ontology annotation, biological process: translational initiation. Gene Ontology annotation, cellular component: eukaryotic translation initiation factor 2B complex.